Messenger RNA from Vitis riparia (riverbank grape), 681 nucleotides. RefSeq names its product vinorine synthase-like. The coding region runs from base 1 to 681 and encodes 226 amino acids. The record is from RefSeq and is a predicted model, not a curated record. The transcript is spliced from 3 exons. Lineage: Eukaryota; Viridiplantae; Streptophyta; Magnoliopsida; Vitales; Vitaceae.
AUGGCCGAUGGUGCAACAUUAGCCUCAUUUCUAUGUGGUUGGACUCUAACCGCUCGUAGGGCUUUUGAAAGCAUUGCUGAUCCUCUUUUUGAUAUGGCAACCCUCUUUCCCCCUAGUGAUCAUCUGCAUGUGAUCAUGCCAUCUGGUUUGUUUAGUAAGCAGAAGAUUGUAACUACGAGGUUUGUGUUUGAUGCAACCAGCUUAGCCACUCUAAAAGGCAGAGCUGCUAAGGCCACCUGCAUGAACAACCCGACUCGCAUUGAAGCCAUCACAGCUCUUCUCUGCCAUGCGUUUGGCAAUCUCUGGCGUAACGCCAUUGCUUCAAUAGCAGAGGGCAACAACAAGAUAGAGCUGCCUGAUAUAGUUGUUCAGCUGAGGACAGCCACAAGGAAGAUCAAUGAAGAGUACGUGAGGAAACUUCAAGGUGAAGAUGGGCUAUCACAGGCUAUUGAAUCUCUGAAAGAAGUAAGUGAAAUGGUGACCAAAGGGCAGGUUGAGUUUUACAGCAUGAGGUCCGGUGAUGGAAAAGAGGCAUGGGUAUCGAUGGAUGAACAACACAUGACCAAGUUUGAACGUGAGGAGCAGCUUCUCAUGCAUUUUCGCCCCAACCAUAUUGCAUGUGAUUCAAACAUUGGUUCAACUCCUCUAGAAGCAUAUGUCUAUUCAAACUCAUCAUCCUGA